AUGUCUGUAGAUAUCAAAUGGGAGACAAUCACUUCCGGCGAGGACGGGGCUGUCCUGGCGGAGAAGAUUCGAGCCUUCGUCCAUCAAAAAUUCCAACAGAUUACCUUGCCUCGCUUUAUCAACGCCGUUCACGUUCAGGCGUUUGAGUUCGGCUCAAAAUGCCCAGAAAUUGAGAUCAAAGACAUAUGUGACCCCCUUCCGGACUUUUACGAAGACGAGGACGAAAGUGACGGAGGUGAUGCCCACGAACCGAAUGCUGAUUUACGUCUAGGCGAGGAUAUCCAUGCAACGGAUCAUCACCACGCAGGCGCUACUCUCGCACAUCAGUCACAGCCUAAGCCUCGUCUUGCAGACAUAUCUACUGCUACAAACCAGUUUGAUCUCCAGCAUCAACUCACGUCCAGAGAUCUCCUCCUGGCAAACAUCGACCACCUAGGCGGUCCUUUUCCUCGGAGCACCACCCCUGGCAUACCUGGAGGCACCUCUAAUCUCAGCUACUUUCAUUUUCCCGGCGCUGCUCUGUCUGGAACUCAGACGCCCCUAGCAGCAGUGGCGAGUGGCACUCCUUUCAGUCCCCGGCCAUGGUCUCACGACCUACCCCGGGCGUCUUCAAUACCCCAAGACAGUGCCCUGCAUGUUUCAGGCCACGGUCUGCGCAGCCAAAAAGACGUGCAAGUUCAUGGGGAUCCCUCCACACGACCCUCCACUGCGAACAGUAUUUCAUCGCCUCGUGAAUCCGAAUCCGGACUCUCCUCUCCACUGCAACACGCAAACUAUCCCGAAGGAGAACAUGAUGAGUCGGCAUUAGAUGCAGUAGCACCCUUGUCUCCAAUGCGAAUACAAAGCAGAAACCCGUCCGAUCUGCAGGUAGUGGCAAGGGUGAAAUACUCUGGAGACAUCCGUAUGACUUUAACCGCCGAGAUAUUAUUGGACUAUCCAAUGCCUAGUUUCGUUGGCAUCCCUCUGAAACUGGUCAUUACUGGCAUGACCUUUGACGGCGUUGCAAUAGUUGCAAUGAUCAAGAGGAAGAUGCACUUUUGUUUCCUGGACGCCGAUGAUGCGGCAGCUCUUGUUGGGGAAACAGUGGCACCUGAUCGGCACAAGACCACCCAUGGUAGGGAAGACUCAAAGUCGCAUCCAUCUGGCCCUUUGCGAGAAAUCCUUGUGGAGAGCGAGAUCGGUCGUCAAGAAGAUGGCAAGCAAGUGCUCAAGAAUGUGGGCAAGGUCGAAAAGUUCGUUCUUGAGCAGGUGAGAAAGAUUUUUGAAGAGGAAUUCGUCUUUCCGAGUUACUGGACGUUCCUCGUGUGA
Molecule: messenger RNA, 1308 nt
Organism: Exophiala oligosperma
Lineage: Eukaryota; Fungi; Ascomycota; Eurotiomycetes; Chaetothyriales; Herpotrichiellaceae
Exons: 1
Coding region: 1-1308 (435 amino acids)
Biological process (GO): mitochondrion organization; phospholipid transport
Cellular component (GO): ERMES complex
Molecular function (GO): lipid binding
Source: RefSeq, a predicted model, not a curated record